Marasmius oreades (fairy-ring Marasmius) is the source of this 1537-nucleotide messenger RNA. RefSeq lists its product as uncharacterized. Gene Ontology annotation, molecular function: Hsp70 protein binding. The record is from RefSeq and is a predicted model, not a curated record. The transcript has 5 exons. NCBI's taxonomy places the organism in Eukaryota, Fungi, Basidiomycota, Agaricomycetes, Agaricales, Marasmiaceae. Gene Ontology annotation, biological process: cellular response to misfolded protein. Gene Ontology annotation, cellular component: endoplasmic reticulum membrane. The coding region runs from base 111 to 1451 and encodes 446 amino acids.
ACCGCAUUGCCACCACUUCCUCCACGACACGGCCGGUCUAAAUUGAAUUCCUCACCCUCAUACUUACAUAUCCAUCUCAGAUCCGCCUCGCUACUCUUUUCAUUCAUAUAAUGAACAAGGACGAAGCACUUCGCUGUCUUUCUAUCUCGCAAAAGCAUCUUGAAGCCGGAAAUUACACAUCUGCCCGCAAGUUCUGUCACAAGUCGAUAGCUCUCUUUGAUACAGCUGAAGCCCACAAAUUACUUGCGUCAAUAGACGCUGCAGAAGCGGAAUUGUCUACGAAUGACGAGGGGUCUUCUAGGUCCACGAAAGCGUCAACAACAGCAACAGAGGAGCAUCCUUCCGCGUCUGGGACUAAACACCGACGACAUACCACCAAAGAAUCCAAGACACAGGCGAGCUCUAAUGGAACUGCAGGCGGAUUAGGAGGCGAAAAGAGGGAGUAUACUGCUGAGCAGAUGGAAGUCGUAAGGAGAGUCAGGUCCUGUAAAGUGACAGAGUACUACGAGAUCUUGGCAGUGAAGAAGGAAUGUGACGAGGCUGACAUCAAGAAGGCUUAUCGGAAGCUUGCAUUGGCACUACACCCUGACAAGAAUGGGGCUCCAGGCGCUGAUGAAGCCUUUAAACUGGUGUCGAAAGCCUUCCAAAUUUUGUCUGACCCACAAAAACGUGCGAUUCAUGACCAGAGUGGUUCUGAUCCGGAGGAUAGGUCUGGGGGGAUGUCAUCGCGCGGAUUCUCAUCUACGUCGUUUGCUGGCGGAGGUCCUAGUUUUGAUGGCGAAAUAAGCCCGGAGGAAUUGUUCAAUAUGUUCUUUGGCGGUGGAAAUCCUACUUUUGGUGGUUUCGGAGGGGGUCCGACAGUUUUUACUUUUUCCAGUGGAGGAGGUUUUAGGUCUUUCCAGACCACCCCAAAUGGUCGACGUGAACAGGCGAAUGCAGCAAAUGUAGAACCCCGGUCAUUUGUUUUACAGCUACUUCCACUUAUCAUUCUUUUCGGUUUCUCAAUCCUUUCUUCACUUCCAAAUCUGUUCACGACACCUCCUGUGCCCGACCCGAGAUAUUCGUUCCAAUCUACAUCGCGAUAUCACACGGAAAUAUACACGUCUGGACGAGGGGUCAAAUACCACAUAAAUCCUAAUGAAGUCAUGAACCAUCCGGUAAUCGGCCCAGAGCUUCAAAGGCAAGGAAUCGACCUUAAACAGAAAAAAGUCAAGAAAGACGACAAGUUUAAACCAGGUCCAGCCUUCUCCGAGUUUGAGAAGACAAUCGAGAGGUCGUAUAUCAACGAAGUUUACAUGCUAUGUCAACGAGGUCUUGAUCGUAAGGAGCGUUUACGGGAGGCAGAAGUUGGGUUGUUUGGGAUAGGCACCGACUGGGAGAAAGUGAGGAAGAUUGAGGAAGAGGUAAUAGAGAGUUGUGUCGAGUUGGAGAAACUUGGGAUAAAAAGAUGAGUGGUUCAGUCAUUCGGGUAUAUAUAUCAUUCCUCAGCGUGCGGUAUCUUGUAAUCUUUCAUAGCGGAGGAGCAUUCCAAUAAUCG